Messenger RNA from Diospyros lotus (date-plum), 1845 nucleotides. Its product is annotated as transcription factor MYB101. Lineage: Eukaryota; Viridiplantae; Streptophyta; Magnoliopsida; Ericales; Ebenaceae. Bases 148 to 1569 code for a protein of 473 amino acids. The record is from RefSeq and is a predicted model, not a curated record. The transcript has 3 exons.
UGCAUCUAUCUCUCUCUCUAUGAGAGGGAGAGACCUCGCUUCAUAAUUAAUCCCAUAAUCUCAAAAACCCAGAAAAGAAAAGGCAAAAAAUUGGAACGAGAAGAAGAUCCAGAUCAUUCUAGGAAAUAAUUAAGCAGCAGGAGGAAUAUGGUGGCGAGCACAAGCAGUGGAUCGUCGGGGAGGAGCCGAGGCGGCGGCAGCGGGCGGCAUGUGCUGAAGAAGGGGCCGUGGACUCAGGCGGAAGAUGCAAUCUUGAUGGAGUACGUGAGGAAGCACGGCGAGGGGAACUGGAACGCGGUGCAGCGGAAUUCUGGGCUGUUGAGAUGUGGAAAGAGCUGUAGGCUGAGAUGGGCGAAUCAUCUCAGGCCUAAUCUCAAGAAGGGCGCCUUCUCUCCUGACGAAGAGAGGCUCAUCAUUGAACUCCACGCCAAGCUCGGCAACAAAUGGGCUCGCAUGGCCUCUCAGCUUCCCGGAAGAACAGACAACGAGAUAAAGAACUACUGGAACACCAGAGUGAAGAGGCUUCAACGAGCUGGUCUCCCUAUUUACCCAGACGAUAUCUUGCUUCUCCACAACCAGCCCACUCUACAGACAAGAAACCCUAAUUUGUCACCUUCUUCCCCCUUUUCAACCUCCAAAUUGACCAAUCCCUCUCUCUCCCUCUUCGACCCCAUCAAUUUCUCCACUAUCAUAAACCCUAAUUUACAGCCAAUCACCGGUUCUCCGUUUUUCUCCCACCCCACCCACCAAUUCAAGCUUUUCCAGCGCUGCAAGGAGAGCAGCAACAAUUUCGCCUUGCCAUUGACGCCUUCCUUGAACUUUAAUCCAUUUUCGUCUCCUCCACCGAGCCUGUUGAACCAGGGAUUUAAUGGCCAACUGUUGCCGGCGUUCCCAAUUCAAUCAAAGUCCGUUGAUCUUGACUUUAUAGGCGGCGCCUUCAACCCUCUUGGAUUAGACGCCGAGAAAGAACUCCCUUCGAUCCAAUCUCCGGCUCUCACCGCGGCAGCUACGCCGGCUUCUUCCGUGACUACCGGCGGCGAUUACGUGAUCGGGACGCCAAGCGAUGGUGAAACGUUUUGUAUUGGGCCUGAGGCGGCCAGUAGCGGCUUGCUGGAAGCUCUUCUCGAGGAAUCUAAAGCCAGAUCUUUGGGCCACACAGAGAAGACGAAGAUGGAAUAUAUCCCAUUUGAAGAAGACAAAGGUAAAGAGAAGUGUGAUUCUGGGACUGGAAUUCCGGAAGAUGCUAUAAAUGGUGAGCUUGAUCCCAGUCCUGCUCAUUCAUCUGCUGGGAUCAAAGAAAACGACUCGAUGGAAGGGAUGAACUCCAUUGAUGAUGAUCUAUCCAGCCUGCUCAACAAUUUUCCAUUGUCUGUGCCGGUCCCAGACUGGUAUAGGGGCAGUGCCAACAGCUCGAAUGGGCAGCCAUCAAGCUUGAAAGAUGGCGAUUCAGGCCUCGAGAACCUCCUAGUCGACGGACCACAAUCUCCGGCUGCAACCAGCUUGGAGACAGCAAACCCAAAAUUGACUCUGGGAUCCUGCUGUUGGAACAACAUGCCCAGCAUUUGCUAGGAGCUGAAUUAAUAGAGACAUUAUAGCAGUGGUUGAUCUAUAUAUGUCAAAGAUUGAGAGAUCAACUUAAUUAGGCCUCUAUCUCUCUUUGAUUCAAUGCUACGGUUUCUGUAGUUCUCUGUGCCUUAUAGGUUAUGUAAUUUGAGAAAUUAGGACAUAUAUAUAUAGUUCUUGCAGCCAACAAUUGCUUCAUCUUGUUGGAUAGAGAAUGUUGUAAGGCCUUUGUACUGUUUUUGGUUGUCAUGAACUUCUAUAAGUGCCAAAAACCUUCUUAUU